AUGGAGAAAGUGUUGAAUGGAGCAGAAAAAUUCUCUGAAUCAUGCAAUAUGCUGAAGAUGGUUCUUGCAUUGGCGUUGUAUCUUGGAACAAUUCAUUUCAACCUUGCGUUGAUAUUCUUCGCCACUUUCUUUCUUCCUCUCUCUAAAGCACUCUUGGUGUUUGGUUUGCUCUUGGUGUUAGUGAUGAUUCCUGUGGACGAGAAGAGCAUGUUUGGCAGAAAAUUGUCAAAAUACAUAUGCAGACAUAUUUGUUCCUAUUUUCCUAUAACUCUUCACAUAGAAGAAGUAGAAGCCUUUCGUCCCAAUCAAGCAUAUGUUUUUGGUUAUGAACCACAUUCAGUAUGCCCAAUUGGCCUUGUUGCACUUGCUGAUGGCACUGGUUUCAUGCCUCUUGCAAAAACAAAAUUUCUUGCUAGCACCGCGGCAUCUUACAUACCGUUUUUGAGACAUAUAUGGACAUGGUUGGGUCAUACUUCAGUGGCAAAGAAAAACUUCAUUUCCUCAUUGGCUGCUGGCUAUAGUUGCGUUGUGGUACCUGGUGGAAUACGAGAAACACUUCUUAUGGAGCCUGUAUACAAUAAUGUUUUUCUUAAAGAAAGAAGAGGAUUUGUCCGCAUAGCGUUGGAGAUGGGCCUUCCCCUUGUUCCUGUUUUCUGCUUCGGCCAGUCAAACACCUAUAAGUGGUGGAAAGCUCGAGGGAAGCUAAUUCAAAAUCUUGCGAGGAUUAUGAAGAUCAUGCCAUUGUUUUCAUGGGGAGUGUAUGGAUCUCUUAUACCAUUCAAAGUUCCUUUGUAUGUCGUGGUGGGUAGACGCAUAGAGGUUGAGAAAAUUCCAGAACCGACAAUGGAGCAGGUUGCUAAAGUACACAACCAAUUUGUUGAAGAACUUCAAGGUCUUUUCAAUCGACACAAAGCUCAAGCUACGUAUACCAACCUUGAGUUAAAAAUUAUUUGA
This is a messenger RNA of Cajanus cajan (pigeon pea), 954 nucleotides long. The record is from RefSeq and is a predicted model, not a curated record. NCBI's taxonomy places the organism in Eukaryota, Viridiplantae, Streptophyta, Magnoliopsida, Fabales, Fabaceae.